UGGACUAUGGCGUCUCUGAGUCAACUGAUUAGCCACAUCAAUUCCACCUGUGGGGCAGAGAACUCCACAGGUGCCAACCGGGCCCGCCCGUAUGCCUACUACGCCUUGUCCUACUGUGUGCUCAUCGUAGCCAUCAUCUUCGGGAAUGGCCUUGUGUGUGUGGCUGUACUGAGGGAGCGGGCCCUGCAGACUACUACCAACUACCUAGUGGUGAGCCUGGCUGUGGCAGACUUGCUGGUCGCCACCUUGGUGAUGCCCUGGGUGGUCUACCUUGAGGUGACAGGUGGAAUCUGGAAUUUCAGCCGCAUUUGCUGUGAUGUUUUUGUGACCUUGGAUGUCAUGAUGUGUACAGCCAGCAUCCUGAACCUCUGUGCCAUCAGCAUAGACAGGUACACCGCAGUGGUCAUGCCAGUCCACUAUCAACAUGGCACGGGCCAGGGCUCUUGCCGGCGUGUGGCCCUCAUGAUUACAGCCGUCUGGGUACUGGCAUUCGCUGUGUCCUGCCCUCUCCUCUUCGGCUUUAACACAACAGGGGAUCCCAGCAUCUGCUCCAUCUCCAACCCUGAUUUUGUCAUCUACUCCUCAGUAGUGUCUUUCUAUGUGCCCUUUGGAGUGACUGUCCUCGUCUAUGCCAGAAUCUACAUGGUGCUGAGACAAAGGAGAAGGAAACGGAUCCUCACUCGACAGAACAGUCAGUGUAUCAGUGUCAGGCCUGACUUCCCUCAGCAACCUCUCUCUCCUGGUCAAGCACACACAGAGCUGAAACGCUACUACAGCAUCUGCCAAAGUACCACCUUGAGGCGACCAAGCUUCCAAGAAGAAGGAGAAUUAAAAGGGGAGGAUAGGACUCGGAACUCCCUGAGCCCCAACAUGGCACCCAAACUCAGUUUAGAGGUUCGAAAACUUAGUAAUGGCAGAUUAUCUACAUCCCUCAAACUGGGGUCCUUACAGCUUCGGGGAAUGCCACUGCGAGAGAAGAAGGCAACCCAAAUGGUGGCCAUUGUACUUGGGGCCUUCAUUGUCUGCUGGCUGCCCUUCUUCUUGACCCAUGUUCUUAAUACUCAUUGCCAAGCAUGCCAUGUAUCACCAGAGCUUUACAGAGCCACUACAUGGCUGGGCUAUGUGAACAGUGCCCUCAACCCCGUGAUCUACACCACCUUCAAUAUAGAGUUCCGCAAAGCCUUCCUCAAGAUCUUGUCUUGCUAAAGGA
Octodon degus (degu) is the source of this 1210-nucleotide messenger RNA. RefSeq names its product dopamine receptor D3 (gene Drd3). The coding region runs from base 7 to 1206 and encodes 399 amino acids. Gene Ontology annotation, cellular component: plasma membrane. NCBI's taxonomy places the organism in Eukaryota, Metazoa, Chordata, Mammalia, Rodentia, Octodontidae. The transcript has 6 exons. Gene Ontology annotation, biological process: adenylate cyclase-inhibiting dopamine receptor signaling pathway; adenylate cyclase-activating adrenergic receptor signaling pathway. The record is from RefSeq and is a predicted model, not a curated record. Gene Ontology annotation, molecular function: G protein-coupled receptor activity; dopamine neurotransmitter receptor activity, coupled via Gi/Go.